AUGCGACAAGAACAAUCAAUUCAAGCCACAUUUGUUAAGCUAUCAAAUCAAACCAAGCUUGAGCACAAAAUUCACUUAAAGGCUUCAAUUGAAGUGGCGAGACUUCUCUUGAAUCAAGGAUUGACAUUUCGUGGACAUCGUGAAGAUGAAUCAUCGCUAAACAAAGGUAACUUUCUUGAAAUUCUUUCAUGGUAUGCGAAGCGGUGUGAUAAAAUUGGUGAACUUGUGUUGAAAAAGGCUCCAAAAAAUGACCAGAUGACUUCUCAUAAAAUUCAAAAAGAUAUAGUCACUGCAUGUAAGCUUGAAACAAUUAAAGCUAUUAUGGAGGAUCUAAACGGUGACUAUUUUUCAUUGUUAGUUGAUGAAUCUUGUGAUAUAUCACGUAAGGAGCAAAUGGCAAUUGUUUUGCGUUAUGUUGAUAGAAAGGGGUCUGUGGUGGAACGGUUCAUAGGAAUUAUUCAUGUUCAUGAUACUAGUGCUUUAUGUUUGAAAGAAGCUAUUGUUAACUAUCUUGCGCAACAUUCUUUGAGUUUAUCUUUUAUACGAGGGCAAUGCUAUGAUGGAGCUAGCAAUAUGCAAGGGCUUUUAAGUGGCCUUAAAGUUUUGAUUCAACAAGAAAGUAAAUCAGCUCAUGCAAUUCAUUGUUUUGCUCACCAACUUCAGUUAACUCUUGUUGGGGUAUCUAAAAAAUGCCUUCAAGUUGGAGAACUUGUAUUGUUGGUUUCUAAUGUCUUAAAUGUAGUGGGAGGUUCUUUUAAACGUAUGGAUGAACUUCGAGAAUCUCAAGAAAAAAAAGUUCCAGUGGCACUUGAUAUGGGUGAGGUUGAAAGUGGUAAGGAUUGA
Solanum tuberosum (potato) is the source of this 843-nucleotide messenger RNA. Its product is annotated as zinc finger MYM-type protein 1-like. The record is from RefSeq and is a predicted model, not a curated record. The transcript has a single exon. NCBI's taxonomy places the organism in Eukaryota, Viridiplantae, Streptophyta, Magnoliopsida, Solanales, Solanaceae. Bases 1 to 843 code for a protein of 280 amino acids.